GGGACUGCCAAAGUUUCGCUUUUGAUGAUUGGCCAUCAGGCUAUAAUGGAUGCAUAUAUAUGUCUUCUGCAUCUUACAGCUGGAAUUUUAGUUGAUUCCCUAUUUAAUGCUUUUGCUGGUGCCACAUUUUUCAAGUUUGUGGUCUUCUCAAUAUAUGAGAUGCGUUUGCUUCUCAAUAUAUGGAAGGCAAAUAGACCUCCGAAUGGAGAAAAUUGGGACACUAUGAGGCGCGAGCUUUCAGCCCUUUACAGUCAUGCUAUCCUUUUAGGUGGCAUUUUCAUAAUGUACGAGUUUCAUAAGUUCUUCCGGUUUAUUCUCUUCCUUAUCCACUCGUUUUGGAUCCCGCAAAUCUGCAUUAAUGUGGCUCGUAACUCGAGGAAAGCUUUGCACCCUUAUUAUAUCCUUGGGAUAACGAUCACCCGCGCUGCUAUCCCGUUGUAUGUGUACGGGUGCCCGCAUAAUUUCAUGCGGAUCGAGCCUGAUCGUAAUUGGUGUAUUUUUUUCGCUCUUUUCAUGGGACUCCAAGUCUUUAUUCUUCUACUUCAGCACUAUUUUGGAGCUCGCUGUUUCAUUCCUCGCCGGGUUUGUUUUACUCGCUAA
This is a messenger RNA of Striga asiatica, 600 nucleotides long. The record is from the annotation of a GenBank genome assembly. NCBI's taxonomy places the organism in Eukaryota, Viridiplantae, Streptophyta, Magnoliopsida, Lamiales, Orobanchaceae.